AUGUAUUCAGCUCAAAGAUUCGUGACUUUCCAGGCUCCCAAACGAAGGUUUUUAUUGGGCCAAAUUAGCGAUAUAGAGGGUUUGGGCGACAGGAUCUAUCCGGGCGUCGAUCCGCUUCUGAUUUUAUGGCGUUUUCUCCUCUGGGAUACCCAGGAUCUUCUGAUCCUAUUGUACGUGCUAAGCAUAAAAGUGUCUUCACUUCGAAAUUAUCAAAUCAUGCUUAAAAAGCGGCUUUACACCGCUCAACAAGACCUUCUCACGAAAAUGAUUAUUAUACAAAAUACUUUCAAAGUAGACCUCCGAAAAGAGGUAUUCCAGGCUAUUUCAUCAAAAUAA
Messenger RNA from Salvia miltiorrhiza (redroot sage), 336 nucleotides. The record is from the annotation of a RefSeq genome assembly. Lineage: Eukaryota; Viridiplantae; Streptophyta; Magnoliopsida; Lamiales; Lamiaceae.